GUUGUCUACGCAGCAAGAGCACGAGAAAAGAAAAAAAAAAGCAAGAAAAUCAGUCAGUAUAAGAGGAGAUCCUGCUACUUCUUCCCCAUCACCAGCAUCGCUUUCUUCUUCCUCCGGUCCUCCUCGCGUCCCUUCUGCAUCCAUCCAUCCAUCACUUGCCGACGACUUCUCUUCGCGCGGUGAGGGGAGGGGAGGGAGGAGACGAGACAAGCUCUCGUUGUUUUCGCGGGAAAGGUCCGAGCUUGAAGGCGAGUGAGAGAGGGAGGCGAGCUUGGAGUUUGGAGGGUAAGCUGGGCCGCCGGCCAAUGCCGCGGGGGAGCUUGCGGGCGGAGAGGCGGUAGGGGGCGGGGAUGGGGGGAGGGGGCACGCUCGUCGACGGAUUCCGCCGCCUGUUCCACCGCCGCACGGCGUCCGGCUCCAACCAGUCGUCCAACGCCGGCGAGGAGGCGGCGUCCGACGUCGAGGUCGUCGAGGACCCGGAUCUCGUCGGCCUCCGCGCCAUCCGCGUGCCCAAGCGCAAGAUGCCGCUCCCCGUCGAGAACCACAAGAAGAACUCAGUAGAAAUGGAGUUCUUCACCGAGUAUGGAGAGGCAAACCAGUACCAGAUCCAAGAAGUCAUUGGCAAAGGGAGUUAUGGAGUAGUUGCUGCUGCGGUAGAUACCCGCACUGGUGAGCGGGUUGCGAUCAAGAAGAUCAAUGAUGUGUUUGAGCAUGUAUCAGACGCUACCCGCAUCCUGCGUGAGAUCAAGCUCCUUCGUCUGCUGCGUCACCCAGACAUAGUCGAGAUCAAACACAUUAUGCUUCCCCCUUCUCGAAGGGAGUUUCAAGAUAUUUAUGUUGUUUUUGAGCUCAUGGAGUCAGAUCUCCAUCAAGUCAUCAGAGCAAAUGAUGACCUCACCCCGGAGCACCACCAGUUUUUCCUGUACCAACUUCUCCGUGCUCUUAAGUACAUCCAUGCAGCUAAUGUGUUUCAUCGUGACCUAAAGCCCAAAAACAUACUGGCAAACUCGGACUGCAAAUUGAAAAUAUGUGAUUUUGGACUUGCCAGGGCAUCAUUUAAUGAUGCCCCUUCAGCAAUAUUUUGGACGGAUUAUGUUGCAACAAGGUGGUACCGAGCACCAGAAUUAUGUGGCUCUUUUUUCUCCAAAUACACUCCUGCAAUUGAUAUUUGGAGUAUUGGGUGCAUAUUUGCUGAACUGCUCACUGGGAGGCCAUUGUUUCCUGGGAAGAAUAUUGUGCACCAAUUAGAUAUUAUAACAGAUCUUCUUGGGACCCCAUCAUCAGAAACCUUAUCCAGGAUUCGAAAUGAGAAGGCCAGGAGAUACUUAAGCUGCAUGCGGAAGAAACAUCCUGUACCCUUUUCUCAGAAGUUCCGUAAUGCCGAUCCUUUGGCUCUUCGUCUGCUUGAGCGUUUACUUGCUUUUGAUCCUAAAGAUCGGCCUUCAGCUGAAGAAGCUUUGGCUGAUCCAUACUUCGCAAGUCUUGCAAAUGUGGAACGUGAGCCCUCGAUGCAUCCAAUUUCAAAACUUGAGUUUGAAUUCGAGAGGCGGAAGCUGAUAAAAGAUGAUGUUAGAGAAUUAAUUUAUCGAGAGAUUUUGGAGUAUCAUCCACAGAUGCUUGAAGAAUAUAUGAAAGGUGGAGAGCAGAUUAGCUUCCUCUAUCCAAGUGGGGUUGAUCGCUUCAAACGGCAGUUUGCACACCUUGAGGAGAACUACAGCAAAGGAGAAAGAGGUUCUCCACUGCAGAGAAAGCAUGCUUCUUUACCAAGGGAGAGAGUAGGUGCAUCUAAGGAUGGUCAUAACCAACAAAACAAUAAUGGCCAAGAGAGGAGUACAGAUUCUGUUGCCCGCUCUACAGUUAACCCUCCAAUGUCACAAGACGGGCAGCAGCAUCGAUCUGCCGGCCAAAAUGGUGUGACAUCGACAGACUUAAGUUCGAGGAGCUACCUGAAGAGCGCAAGCAUUAGUGCUUCCAAGUGUGUUGUUGUCAAGGAUAAUAAAGAUCGAGAGGAUGAUGGCAUCUCUGAAGAAAUGGAAGGGACCGUCGAUGGAUUGUCUGAACAAGUCUCCAGGAUGCACUCCUAGUGCAGCAAUGGCAGACGAUGAUAGGUGCAAGAUUUCUGUGAGGCACACCAGUUGCUGAUAAAUAUAGAAGCAGAAUACUGCACUGCAAAUUUCGACCUGGGACGAUGCAACAGCCAGCCCGAGAUGAUUUGGGUCCCUUCUUAUUCCCACGCAUGUUCACAUAUUCUUGUUGCCAUCAUGCUGUCUCUAUAGAAGCCCUGCAUGAAUUGAUGAAUUAUCAUCACUCAGAUGUUACACUAGAUUAGUCCAUGGAGUCAUGGAGAAAAGAAGAGCAGCCAGCUUGUGCGCCAUGUGAGCAUGUUCAUUUCCAGUGUGAUCUACUCAUAUCCAUGCUUUUUGUAAUGGCAUAUGAAACAGUUGUCAGUGA
Messenger RNA from Oryza brachyantha (malo sina), 2451 nucleotides. RefSeq names its product mitogen-activated protein kinase 12. Gene Ontology annotation, cellular component: nucleus; cytoplasm. The transcript is spliced from 11 exons. NCBI's taxonomy places the organism in Eukaryota, Viridiplantae, Streptophyta, Magnoliopsida, Poales, Poaceae. The record is from RefSeq and is a predicted model, not a curated record. The coding region runs from base 351 to 2084 and encodes 577 amino acids. Gene Ontology annotation, molecular function: MAP kinase activity; ATP binding. Gene Ontology annotation, biological process: intracellular signal transduction; protein phosphorylation.